Molecule: messenger RNA, 2775 nt
Organism: Podarcis raffonei (Aeolian wall lizard)
Lineage: Eukaryota; Metazoa; Chordata; Lepidosauria; Squamata; Lacertidae
Gene: ERRFI1
Product: ERBB receptor feedback inhibitor 1
Exons: 4
Coding region: 189-1562 (457 amino acids)
Biological process (GO): negative regulation of epidermal growth factor receptor signaling pathway; regulation of keratinocyte differentiation
Cellular component (GO): extrinsic component of cytoplasmic side of plasma membrane
Source: RefSeq, a predicted model, not a curated record
CUUCAUUGAGCCAGGAAGUCGCGGUCGGGAGAGGUGCCGGGAGAUGGCAGCGGCGGCGCGUGCGCAGUAACGACGCUGCGGGGAGACGGGACAUGUCGAGCCCCGGCGCUGCCCUACGGGCUGCUGAAGUAGCUGGCUACCUAGCGAGGACAGUGGACUUCUGAAAGCGCAGACGUCAGCCAAGCAGCAUGUCCACAGCCGGCAUUGCAGCUCCGGAGAUGAGAGUCCCCUUGAAGAGCAGCUUCCUCCACAAGGGGCAAGGCAUUGGGAGCCUCAAGCCCUGUUGGGGAGGCCAUUUUGAAAACCCUUUCUUUAACAUGGAGCCCGUAGCAAUGGCCUACAAUCUGAACUCGUCCGCACAGCAUCACUUAACGUCCAUCGGCCACAUUUCAGACCCUAAUCCAGCACAGAACGGCGGCAGUGACAAGCCCAGCCCCAACGGCGAGAGGCCAGAGGAUCGCGGCCUAGUCCCCGCCUUCGGCAGACUCUCCCUUGCCGCGUCCAACGAGGUGGCUCCCCCCACCCCCACCAAGGGUGGGCCGUCGUUCUCCUUCCCCCUGGCACCUCCAGGUGCCGAGCGAAGCACCCGCCCACUGCCCCCGCUGCCCAUCCCGGAGGAUUUCGUGCACGAUGAUGUGGACCGGGAGGUGGAGUUCCUCACCAGCUCCGACACGGACUUUUUGCUGGAGGAGUGCAGCGGCCCUGCCUUCAAGCCCGCCACCUAUGGCAGGCGGAGCUUCCGGGGCUGUGGGCAAAUAAACUACGCUUACUUCGACGCCCCGGCGGGAUCGAAGGCGGAAGAGCCUCCCUCCGCUAAGCCGAGCGGGUGUCCGGCCGGGGUCUGUGCUGCUGUUGCUGCUGCUGCUGUUCCUCCUCCUCCUCCGGCUCCCACGGCGCAUCAGCUCCACCGCCGGUUGCGGCGCUCGCAUUCCGGGCCAGCCGGGUCCUUCCACAAACCGGUGGUGAGGGUCUCCAGCCACUUCCGCCGGGCGUCUCCCAGCUCAGACGACGACAAGCCUGAGGUCCCGCCCAGGGUGCCCAUCCCGCCCAGGGUGCUGAAGCCCGACUACCGGAGGUGGUCCGCCGAAGUGGCUUCGGGCGCCUACAGCGACGAGGACAAACCACCCAAGGUCCCCCCGAGGGAGCCUCUGUCCUGCAGCAACUCCCGCACGCCCAGCCCCAAGAGCUUGCCCUCGUACCUCAACGGCAUCAUGCCGCCCACCCAGAGCUUUGCCCCGGACCCCAAGUACGUCAGCAGCAAAGCUCUGCAGCGGCAGCACAGCGAGGGCUCGGGCAGCCGGGUGCCCUGCAUCCUGCCCAUCAUCGAGAACGGCAAGAAGGUCAGCUCCACCCACUACUACCUGCUGCCCGAAAGGCCCCCCUACCUGGACAGGUACGAGAAGUUCUUCCGGGAAGCAGAAGAGGGCAGCAGCCUCAGCGCGGAAGGGCAGCUCCCGCCGUCCCUGUGGCCAGAGGCUCCGGAAGGGGAGGCAGCCAGCCUGGCCGGGAUGCUGAACGUUCCGGUCAAGCGCAAGCACUUGCCCUGCAUGGUGUCUCCGUAGGGAAGAGGGAGCCUCGCGAGGAAGGAUGCAUCGGGGAGCUGGCCACAGGCCUUUUGAGGAUGAGGAAGAGGGGCAGAAGCCCAGCCCUCCGGCUUCCGGAGAGGAGCGGGGGAGGCCCCUCUGUCUGGUGCUGCAGCCGCUGCCUUCGUUGGGCUCGGCUGCCUGCCUCUGGAGGUUCUGGCCCGGGAGAGGACUUGGAGGAGGACUCGAGCAUACAUAGCCAGCAUUGGCCAGUUGUCAUUCAAUAUUCUUAGAGCAAACUUGCAUAAGUAGGGAAAGAAUUGCACUCUUGCUAACGGGACAAGCUGCUUCGGCUGGAAGCAGAAGAGGAGAGAAGCCCCAUUCAGUAUUCUUUUUUUCUGCACAGUGGUGGCCACAGUAUGUUUCCGCCCUGCCCCCUUAAAAAAAAACCCUUUCUGCCAAUAUUUGCUCUUCUCCCACUGGUGGGGAAUCCCAGCAAGAAUUGUCCUUGCAGUGGGAAGAGAUUUGGGGGUGGGAGGGCGACAGGGAAGUCCACCACCCAUUUCUGAGCUUUUUUUGAGCUCGCCUUAGUUUGGAUGGGCUGUUCCACAUGUUUUAGACUUUUGGUCUGGGGUGGGGAAUCUUGCCCCCGGUUCCUAAUCUCCACCUACCCACACCCGGCCACUCAGAUGCUUGCCACAAUUCAACCGGUUCUCCUGUACCCACAGCAGUUGGCUUUGAUGAAACCCGAGAAGGACUUUUGUGCGCUAGCUUUUGUGGGUUCCACGCGACUGUGUGUGUCCUUGCAGUUGGGUAGCUGGAGCUCAGGCUGAACAGCACCCCGGGUGAAGCAGCAACCCCCCUUUCCCCACCACCCCAAUAUUUUAAAAAAUGGGACCAACUUCUGUUCUCCAGGUGGUUUGGGAGAAUGUGUUUAUGCAUAGCAGUGAGGCACAAGCUGGUCUUGAGCCUGUCUUGUCCAGUGUUCUGCAGGAUGGUGGAAGAGGCUGGGCUCACAUUGCUGAGUCUUCUUUGAAGGCAACCCAGUCAGGGUUGGUGAAGGGUGUUGCCGUCUUUCUCCCCGCCCCCCUUGCACACUCGCAGGCACACCCACACACUUCCACUUGUUCCCGCAGGCCCCAGGGGGACGGUGCUUUCUGGCCAGGGUCCUGCGUGGCCUUGGCUUUUCCCAAUGGACGCAACUGCGGUUUACAGUGUAAAAUAAAGUUCGCUUGGGACUUGUUGUUGCCUC